UUGUUACCAUAAGCGUUUUUACCACUUCUUAUUUUACAUUUCUUUACCAAAAAUGGGUGAAGAUAUUUCCUUCGUUCUCAAUUUCGUUAGUGAAAAGAGUUUGGAGGAAGCUGUAGAAAAAGUGUUGGAUGAUUUGAAAUCAGGUGCCGAUCCCAUUCACAACUGGAAGGUUCUUCAUCUUCUCUUGAGCAGCGCCGGAAAAAGUGUCAAGAUUAAUGCAAAAGAAAUUGUUAAUACUUGUUUGUUACACUUAAAAAAACAAGACAACUCUGCUCAAGCUAGAAUUAUUUGCAAGAUUCUUGUAAUUCUAUCUGAGAAAGCAGAAAAAGUGGACAUUGAAAGCGAGCUUGAGGCUUUUCUUGAAGACCUGCAGUUCAAUAUUAUUCAACAGUCAAAUACCCAUCAACAGCAUGAUGAUUGUAUUAUAGAUUAUCAAACCGCAACAACAGUUUUAUCAUUGACUUUACCAACAUUUGUGAAAACUGGUAUGCUUAAAAAUCAAACUAAAUUAUUAGAAGUCAUUCCAGCAAUGAUUCAAUCCAGGAACGAAAAUUCCAUUGUUGAAGCACUAGCCUUCAUGCUACCUGCUGUAAUCAAUCAUGAAUCAUUAUUUGAAACAGUCUGUAAUUCCAUUCAGGAACUUUUUGAAGCAGAAAACAGUUUGGAUAAACUCGCAAACCAUCCUGGCCUCACUGCCUUGUGUAGUGUUGGAGAUAUUCUUUUUUCCAAAAACAUUCAACACACUGUCUUGCAAGAAACAUGGUUUCAUCGUGCAAUCCAGCGAGGCCUGUCCAACCCAGCAGCGCUGAAUCGCAAACGUUCACAGUAUUUAUUGAAGCGCUAUGUGGACGCAACGGACGCAAAUGUCAACCUCUUCAAUGAUUUCAUUUUGGUUAUGGAAACAUUAGAAGAGAAACAAAUGCAUAUUGUAAACCCUGUGCUUACCAGAAUGAAGUCAUUGGAAGACCGCAUACUUAUCAAGAAAGAAUCUGAUCCUUCCUGGAUAUUAUGUAUUUAUAAACGGAUUUUAUCUCACGAAAAUAUCCAAGUAAUCAAAUGGGGCUUACAUAAACUCUGCCAGCUAAAAGUUGAACACUGGCCUGGAAUUGGACAAAGUGAUUGGCUUUACGAUGCUCUACUUAUGGGUCUUAACAAUAUGGUUUUUUACGUCCGAGAAAAAGCAUGCCAGCUUCCCCAAUUGGGAAUAGAUUUGGGAAAAUUCUUGCAAAAAUGUGCAACAAUGGAAAUGGAACGCGAAGGAUUCUUUAUCCGGUUACUAGGUAAAAUGUCCCUCGUUCCAUGGAACGCGGUUGGUCUAUUUCAUUUGGUUUACGCCUUUGCCUCCCUUCCACGAAACGCAAUUCUCGACGGCGAAGCCCUUCAGAUUGUGCUGGAAUUUCUUCGCAGUGCCUUGCACACGCACCACCCGCUGCUUCGUGGAGCCAUACAGGGACUACUGUUGGAAUUCGUAUUGAACAUGAUCGUAGUCUCUCAAGAAAAUCUACUGUGGGUAGCGCUCAUUUUAGCAACUCUCAAUCCUCAUGAAAGUUACAUCCGCACAGCUCCUCUCUAUGCCACUCUGAAGAUUUGGAUAAACGAAAAUUUUACUCCAGUUCAGCACGGGCAGUUGCUCGGUCAACUUUUGUCCAUGCAUUUUGAACCAAGUGGUGACGUUCGCACUGCCUACUCAGUGGAUGUCACAGCUGUGGCUAGAUUCGCAGUUUUGUUAAUGGAUGUCGAAACUACCGACUUAGAAGGCAUACGACAAAUGCAGAUGCGUUUGGAGCCUCUCAUAGACUGCCAUACUCGCUUGUAUGCGGAUCCGCGCACGUUAAAUCAACGAAUGAAAUUGAUGGUUACGUUGUUAGAUGAAGUUCGUUCUUCAAAUUCUACUGCAGUUCUCCGCCUGGUAUUUCCAUUCACCGAGUCGGUGAUACAUUAUUGUCUCGAUCAAAUCGAAUCGGCAGCGAACUACAAUAGCGUUUGUGAAAGCCUAUCGGUGUUGGAAUCCAUUGCAAAAACAGAAGAUCUUAUCGGAGUGAUAGCUGCACCUGGAAAGAGGUUAGAGAUGAUGGCACGUAAAUUACUUGAUGGAUGUUCUGCCCUAGAAAAAUUUAAAAGCAUUUCUAUAUUGUACCUUAUUGCCCGAUUCAACCAGCCUGUAGUGGACCAGUUCAUCCAUGAAAUGAUUUCAUUAAAAAUGCAUUGCCGCGCUCCACAACGUGAUGAUUCCGCCUUAGAAUAUGUCACAUGGGGCGCUUUUAUGUCCCAUUACUUUUCUCAACUAUGGACACUGAUACAGCAACGCCUAGCAUUCAUAGAACCCAAAUUAAAUCCGGAGGAAUUGGUAAAUGAAGUGAUUUGUGCAAUGGAUAUAGCUGGUGUGGAAGCUGUGAAAUCGAUUUUUAACUGUCUGGGUCAUCUUUUGCCCAAAGUGUGUGAAUCUAAUCCCGACCUAUGCCUCUCAAGCCUCAAAGCCUGUUGGACUGUGUGCUUUGAAUAUCGCCGUUCGGACCAUUUUUGGGACCUGAUGGAACAAUUUGCCAAAACAGCUUUCAAUAGUUCUCUAAUGGAGCAUCCUGAAAUUCGCCCACAGCUUUUCGGUUUUCUCUCUGAAUUAAAAAACCAAGGAGAGAAUAUUCUGCAACUUUUCAAUUUCUCUGCUGAACGCAUAAUUGAUAUCUGGACCACCACUGCCUUCCCAUCAAACGAUUCCUAUACGAUCCAGUUCGUCGUUGAUCUCAUUACUUUUGGACUGAUUCAUCGCCGGGAUGAAAUGAUAUUUUUUGAAACUUGUGCCUUUGUGCGUUCCCUAGGCGAACGAUGUCCUGCAAAUAUUCACCUUCGGAGUGAAGACAUGGCUGACGGGAAAGUACGCUUCCAAGGCUUGCGCUUCCUACUUUCCUUCAACAAGUUGAACGAACAGCACAUGGCCAUGGUAGAAAGUCUAGUGGAAGCCUUGCUGAAAGAAGAUAAGACCAUGUCAGAGACGAAAACGCGUUAUUUUUCCAGCUCACAUGGACAUCGCGUAAAGCAUCGCUUGUGGCUUGCAUUAAUAAUCUUACAGGAUUUAUUACCACUUGGCCACAAACUAGCAACAGAAAUUAUGGAAGCAGCCCUUUCAGGGCUAGUGGAUGACAAUCCACAACCUAGCGUUCGAUUUUUGCAAGAGUGGACGGUGGUACGGACCAUUUAUCACUCGCCAGAGUUAGAAAAGAUUUUCUGGAAAACAAUGGACGACGCAGUAGAACAGAGAGCCGGUUCAAUGGUCUCCUUUUUGUCCAUAAUAGGACAUGAAACUCGUUGCCUAGCUGAUUGUGAAAGAUUAGCAUCAUUUGCAUCAAAUGCCUUACCACGCGUUAUUCCGUGGGCUAUGGCUCAACAUUUUACUCCCCGUCUUUACGCCACUGUCAUUCUUGGAAUAAUUUGGACAGUCUGCGAAUCCUCAAAAAUUAAUUCGUUACUGAAAAUAUAUUCAACAACUCAACAGAUUUUGCGCCAUGCCCCCGACAUGCCAAAUACGCAACGAAAUUUAGAAAAAUUGAGCCAAGAUUUCUAUUUCAGUGUUUUCCACCCUUUAUCCCAUUUUACUUUGGAGACGCUAUGUUAUCAUUUACCAAGACUUUCACAUUUGGUCUGCGAAGAGUGGCUACCUGCCGAAUGGUUUGAUGGCGUUAAAACUUGGAUUCCUUGUCGCAAUGCGGACGGACAACUAGCCGAUUGUCAACCAGCUGAAUGGGUGGCCAGGGCAGCUGGAGGUGCGCCAGCCUUCACUCAAGAUGAUUCCGUUAGUCCAGCAAUGGCAGUUCGGAAUGUUCAGAAAAAGAUAACACCGUGGAAGCAAAUGCUACCGGAUGUCAAUAGCCUUGUCGUAUCUGCCGGCAGGAAGAAGACUACUACAAAUGAUCUUAUUGUGAUUGCUUCGCUUGUCGAUCGGAUACCAAAUUUAGGAGGAUUGUGUCGGACUUGUGAAGUACUCGGCGUAAGAGAUUUCGUCUUGUCCUCAUUGCGGAUCACUGAAGAGAAAGAUUUCGUAAGCCUCAGUGUUUCGGCUGAAAAAUGGAUCAACGUACUUGAAAUAAAGCCGUUUCAACUAGUAGAAUAUGUAAAACAACUAAAGCUGGAAGGCUACACUGUUGUCGGGGCGGAACAAACGGCGAGCAGCCAACCCUUAAAUCAUUUCACUUUUCCCAAAAAAUCAGCUCUUAUUCUUGGUCAUGAAAAAGAAGGCAUUCCUGUCGAGCUGAUUCAACACCUUGAUGUCUGCGUUGAAGUGCCACAAGAGGGAAUAAUUAGAUCAAUGAACGUCCAUGUCACCGGAGCCAUCUUUAUUUGGGAAUAUGCGCGCCAACAAAUGGGGUUGUCUCACAUACGAUAAAUUUGGAAUUUCCCCUACCUUAUCUGGAAUAAUUGUUGUUAUUUCUUGUUGCUCAUUAAACUUUUUACGGGAAAAUAGUGGGAUCUUACCUGUGUAAAUACCGAUUAAAAAUGCAAUAAGUAAGUACAGUUGAA
Messenger RNA from Daphnia carinata, 4512 nucleotides. Its product is annotated as probable methyltransferase TARBP1. Gene Ontology annotation, biological process: tRNA methylation. Bases 53 to 4378 code for a protein of 1441 amino acids. The record is from RefSeq and is a predicted model, not a curated record. The transcript has 6 exons. NCBI's taxonomy places the organism in Eukaryota, Metazoa, Arthropoda, Branchiopoda, Diplostraca, Daphniidae. Gene Ontology annotation, molecular function: tRNA (guanine) methyltransferase activity; RNA binding.